GGUAGAUUGCCAGAGAGGAGCUUUUGGAAGCGCUUCCAGUUCUGUAGGCUCUCAAACCUGUUGAACAACGGACUGCAUUGCGGAAGCAGACUUCUGCAUUCAGAGUCCGUUUUGGAUCUCCCAAAGGGAAGGCGCAACGAGUAGCAAUCAUAGAAGCGGAUGAGAGAGCAGGAAGCAAUGGUGCUGGGCUGAGGAGACGGGCAAUAGAGCAGGUUGUCUUCGCUACCUGUUUGCCAGCCAGCGCCGCGGUGGUCACUUCAACCAGCUCUCAGCAAUGGCUGCCCUGCGUGCCCUUGCGAGCGGGGCAGGUUCCGCUUCAUUCGAUGAGGCUCGGGUCAAGAGCGUAGAGUUUUUCAGGGUCGUCUGUCGGUCACUGCCAAACUUGGUGGAGCUCUAUAACCUGCACGAUGUCACGACAGUUGCGGAGCUAAGAAGCAGGGCUGCACAGUUAUUCCGGAGGCACGCUGGCGUCACGAAUGCAAAGGUGGUUGACAUGCUAUUGUAUAAAGGGCAAGAGGAGCUGACCAACUUGGAGACCAUGUCAAAGCAACGGCAUCACAUUCUUUCACAGUACAUUGUUGGGCCAAAUUUGUCCAUCCAAGCGAAUCAAGUUGGGAUCAGAAAGAAGGAAGGGGAGACGGAGUUCCUUCAGAGGUUUUAUCUCACCAACUUAUGAGAAACACAUCACUAUCGUGUCCAACUUUGGCUGCAUGUGCUAUUUUAGUACAUUUGAAGAUCAUGCAUCUCGUCGAUGGACCAGUUUUCGAGGAUGCCUAAAUCCCGCGCCCUUGGCCUACUUAGGAGUGGCAUAUUAAAUUCUAGAGGGCACAAAUCUCAGAGCGAAGCCUUCGUGAAGCAAUAUCAUACUGAGCUUCCGGCCUGCAAGAAUACGUGAUGAUUGUCCAUGGGAAAAGCAACAAGUCAUUCUCUCACUUCCAACGGGAGUGCCGUCGAACUUGUGCGAUUACAAUAGAUACAUCAGAAUCACAUUCAAG
Molecule: messenger RNA, 995 nt
Organism: Klebsormidium nitens
Lineage: Eukaryota; Viridiplantae; Streptophyta; Klebsormidiophyceae; Klebsormidiales; Klebsormidiaceae
Source: the annotation of a GenBank genome assembly